GAGCUGCGAGGUCGCGACGUCCCAGUCCGCCGGGUGUUCGCUCCUGGGGCUUCCGGGGACUCCCCGCGCGGGCAGGGCCUGUGGCCUCCCUCCACCCGAGGGGCUGAGGCCGGAGCGGGGCCUGUGGGAGCGAACUCGUGGAGGCUGAGCAGGAAAGGGCGACCACAGCUGCGAAAGCUAAACCUGAGAAUGUCAUACCCGGGCUAUCCUCCCACAGGCUACCCACCCUUCCCUGGAUACCCUCCUGCAGGUCAGGAGUCAUCUUUCCCCCCUCCUGGUCAGUAUCCUUAUCCAACUGGCUUUCCUCCAAUGGGAGGAGGUGCCUACCCGCCUGCACCAAGUGGCUAUCCUGGAGCUGGGGGCUACCCAGCCCCAGGAGGUUAUCCAGCCCCUGGAGGCUAUCCUGGUGCUCCACCACCAGGGGGCGCUCCAUCCUACCCUGGAGGACAACCAUUUGGAGCCCCACCAGGUGGAGCAGGAUUUGGUGGGUAUCCACAGCCACCCUCACAAACUUAUGGUGGUGGCCCGGCACAGGUCCCACUACCUGGUGGCUAUCCUGGAGGACAGAUGCCUUCACAGUAUUCUGGGGGACAAGUUCCUUACCCUAGUCAGAUUGAUACAGAAUCCUCUCCCUCCUAUCCUGUUUUCUCUCCUUUUUCUGUGGAGUGUAGCAGUGAACCUGCUGCAGUGACUCAGGGAACACAAGGGACAAUUCGACCAGCUUCCAAUUUUAAUGCCUCAAGAGAUGCAGAAAUUCUUCGUAAAGCAAUGAAGGGUUUUGGGACAGAUGAGCAGGCAAUAGUGGAUGUUGUGUCCACCCGUUCCAAUGAUCAAAGGCAACAAAUUAAAGCAGCUUUUAAGACCAUGUAUGGCAAGGAUUUAAUCAAAGAUCUCAAGUCAGAGCUCAGUGGAAAUAUGGAAGAACUGAUCCUUGCCCUGUUUAUGCCGCCUACAUAUUAUGAUGCCUGGAGUUUACGGAAUGCAAUGAAGGGAGCAGGAACUCAGGAAAGUGUGUUGAUUGAAAUUUUGUGCACAAGAACAAAUAAAGAAAUACAAGAAAUUGUAAGAUGUUAUCAAUCAGAAUUUGGACGAGACCUUGAGAAGGACAUUAGAUCAGAUACAUCAGGACAUUUUGAACGUUUACUUGUAUCCAUGUGUCAGGGGAAUCGUGAUGAGAACCAGAGUGUUAACCAUCAGUUGGCUCAGGAAGAUGCUCAGCGUCUGUAUCAAGCUGGUGAAGGGAAACUUGGGACCGAUGAAUCUUGCUUUAACAUGAUUCUUGCCACAAGAAGCUUUCCACAGCUGAAAGCUACCAUGGAGGCUUAUUCUAGGAUAGCUAAUCGAAAUUUUUUGAGUAGUAUUGAUCGUGAGUUUUCUGGAAAUGUGGAACGUGGCUUGAAGACCAUCUUGCAGUGUGCUCUGGACCGCUCUGCCCUCUUCGCUGAGAAGCUCUACUAUUCUAUGAAAGGUGCUGGCACAGAUGACUCCACUCUGGUCAGGAUUGUGGUCACUCGAAGUGAGAUUGAUCUUGUACAAAUAAAACAGAUAUUCAAUCAGAUGUAUCAGAAGACCCUGGGCACAAUGAUUGCAAGUGACACGAGUGGAGAUUACCGAAGGCUGCUUCUGGCCAUUGUGGGUCAGUAGGAGGGAUUUCUGAAAUGAAUGAAGGUAUUCAAAGCUUAUCCUUCAAAGCAGUGGUUGACCUGCAUGCUGCAAUGUCAGCCAUCUAAUCAAACCAAUAGCAUUUUUUACUAAAGAACUGUGUCAGGGUAUUGUGCUUGGUCUGCACAUGUGGUUAUUGCCUUAAUUCCAAUGUGAUUUUUUUUCUUUAUAUACAAUCAAUGUUAAACCACACCACACUAACAUAGUAUUAGUAUAGUGUUUGUAAAGUGUAGUUCUCAUAUUCUUCUUCUAAUGUGGGUAUGAAAUUGAAUAAAAAUCAAACCAAUUUCA
Messenger RNA from Erinaceus europaeus (western European hedgehog), 1953 nucleotides. It is a transcript of the gene ANXA7, whose product is annotated as annexin A7. The record is from RefSeq and is a predicted model, not a curated record. Lineage: Eukaryota; Metazoa; Chordata; Mammalia; Eulipotyphla; Erinaceidae. The transcript is spliced from 14 exons. Gene Ontology annotation, molecular function: calcium-dependent phospholipid binding; calcium ion binding. Bases 190 to 1644 code for a protein of 484 amino acids. Gene Ontology annotation, cellular component: cytoplasm.